Chaetomium strumarium is the source of this 2600-nucleotide messenger RNA. RefSeq names its product MFS peptide transporter-like protein Ptr2. The transcript is spliced from 3 exons. The record is from RefSeq and is a predicted model, not a curated record. Bases 39 to 2108 code for a protein of 689 amino acids. Gene Ontology annotation, cellular component: membrane. NCBI's taxonomy places the organism in Eukaryota, Fungi, Ascomycota, Sordariomycetes, Sordariales, Chaetomiaceae. Gene Ontology annotation, biological process: oligopeptide transport; transmembrane transport. Gene Ontology annotation, molecular function: transmembrane transporter activity.
CUUCCGCUUUGGGAAGCUGGCAACCGGAGGGAUUGUGCAUGUCGCCUAGAUGGUCCUGGAUGGUACCAUAUAUUGCUUCCCCUCAAAUACCAGCGCGUGCCCCCGACCGACUUCCCUCUCCUCGUCAACCUUCCAGCGUGCCUUGCAGGUCCUUCCCUCACCCACCUGCUGUGAAGAGCUCGGUUGCGCCCAUCAUGCCUGUGACGGAAGAGUCAGUAAUCCAAGCCACCACCUUCGGCCGCGCCUCCGUGGAUGGCUCUGGCGACCCGGAGCGCAAGCAUCCUGACGCUCAUGCAACGAGCCCGCCCGACUACCUUCUCUCCGAGGGCAAGGCUGCCCUCCAAGAGAGCGACUUAGCCAGCGACCGUGAUGACUUCCCUACCGAGGAGCAGAUGCGCACCCUGCGCCGUGUUCCUCAGAAGAUCCCGUGGAAGAUCUUCACGAUUGGCUUCGUCGAACUGUGCGAGCGCAUGUCGUACUACGGCACCGUCGUCGUCUACUCCAACUUCAUCAACAAGGGUCGCUUCGACGCCGAUGGCAACCCUACGGCCACGUCCACUGGUGCCGCUCUCAACCCGUGGAGUGACGAAGCCCAGCCCGGUGCCCUUGGCUUGGGCAAGCAGAUCGCCUUCUCCUUGACCACCUUCAACUCGUUUUGGGUCUACGUCUGCCCUCUGUUCGGUGCCUGGAUCGCCGACAAGUACCUUGGUCGUUACAAGACAAUCUUCUACUCGGUCAUCGUCGCUGAACUCGGUCACAUGGUCCUCGUCGUCUCCUCCGCGCCCUCUGUCCUGGACAAGCCGCACACCUCGCUCGGCGUCUUCAUUUUCGGUUUGCUCCUUACUGGUUUCGGAACGGGUACUUUCAAGCCCAACAUCUCGCCGCUCAUCAUGGAGCAGCUUCCCGACGACCCUUUACGCGUCGAGGAACGGAACGGCGAGCUUGUCAUUGUCGACCCGGCCAUCACGGCAACCCGUGUGUACAACUGGUUCUAUUGGUUCAUCAACUGGGGCGCCCUUUCCGGCCAGCUCGGCAUGGUCUUCGCCGAGCGUUACGUUGGUUUCUACCUAGCCUUCUUGAUUCCCCUCAUCUUCUUCGCGCUUUCUAUCCCUGUCUUGAUCCUCUGCAAGAAGCACUACAAGCUCACGCCGCCUGCUGGAAGCGUGCUCGGCCCUGCUUUUAAGCUUUUGUGCAAGGCUCUCGGACACGGGCUCAGUGCCAAUCCCAUCACGACCAUCAAGAACUGGAAGAAGGGCGAGGGAUGGGAGAAGAUCAAGCCUUCGGCUCUCGGCGCCAACAAGCCCUCUUGGUACAACUUCGAUGACGCUUGGGUCGACGAAGUCCGCCGUGGUUUCGGCGCCUGUGGCGUCUUCAUGUGGGUGCCCAUCUACUGGCUUGCGUAUCGGCAGAUGGACAACAACUUGACCGCCAUGUGCGCUACCAUGGCUCUGCACGGAACACCCAAUGAUCUCCUUCAGAACAUGGACCCGAUUACGCUCAUCGUUCUCGUCCCGAUCUUCGAUCUGUUCAUCUAUCCCUUCCUCCGGAAGCACAAGAUCAACUUCACGCCCAUCAAGAAGAUCGCGGCUGGCUUCCUCUUCGGUGCAUUGGCCAUGUUGUGGGCCACUGUACUCCAGUACUACGUGUACAAGACGUCCGGUUACUACGACACCCAGGACCCUGACUACAAGUCGCCCAUCAACGUUUGGGCCGUGACUGGUGUUUACGUCCUGAUCGCCAUCUCCGAGAUUUUCGCCUCGGUCACCACGCUCGAGUACGCAUACACCAAGGCGCCCAAGAACAUGAGGUCCCUGGUUAUGAGUGUCCAGUGCUUCACCACUGCUUUCUCCGCUGCGCUCUCUCAGGCCUUCACCCCGCUCGCCGCUGAUCCCCACCUUGUCUGGAACUACGGAUCGGUUACCAUCAUCUCGGCCGUCGUUGGUAUCCUCUUCUACAUUGCGUACUACAAGACCGAUCAGCAGGAAGAUGCGCUCAACAUUCUGCCGACCGGACAGUUCGGUACUCCCAUUCAGGGCGAGGAUGUCGAGCGCCGUCUCAGCACUCCGAAUGAGAGGCCUGCCAGCACUGUCGACGAGAAGAAGAUUUAGAUGGAUGCAUAGUCGUAUGAUCGGGGUUGUUUCGUGGCAGGUGGAGAUGAUACCCGAUCGAUCCAUUUCCAUAGAGUCGCGCGCCGAGAAACGCGUCGACGCUGCACUUGCUGUUAAGUGAUACAACCUUGAUAGCUCCAUAAUUUUACGCUCACUUGAUCAUGCUCUCAUUCUAUGUAAUCGUGUACUACUGUAGCAUACGAGUACAUAUACAGUAGUACAUGGCGAGGCUUAGUCAAGGUUGACACACUUAAAACCACCGUGCUUGAUGGAAAACCUUAUCAUUUUACACGUGUACGUGGUCAGAGAGAAGGGCCGUUGGCAAAAGUUCCAUUUCGGCUCCCACCACUCGUGCCAAUCAAUUCCUAGCAAGGGGACUAGGUAACUUACAUACAUUAGUGUAGGCGGGAUAGGUGGGGUCAUCAGCAUUUCCACGCGCGACCUGACACCUGAAGACGGCACCUGCUUUGUUGAGCAGCGAGUCGUGUGCUG